This is a messenger RNA of Trichoderma asperellum CBS 433.97, 2331 nucleotides long. RefSeq lists its product as uncharacterized. The record is from RefSeq and is a predicted model, not a curated record. Lineage: Eukaryota; Fungi; Ascomycota; Sordariomycetes; Hypocreales; Hypocreaceae. Gene Ontology annotation, molecular function: heme binding; monooxygenase activity; iron ion binding.
CAUGAUUCCUUCUCCCAACUUUGUACGCAAAUCUUGAGUUCGCCUUAACAUGUUAUGUGAUAGUUCUUCCCGCCAAUUUUGUAUACAAAUAUUGGGUUCGCCAGCCUCUCUCUUCUUAUUAUCCUCGAGCUCUGUCGGUCUUUUUCUGUCAGUUCUUGAUCUCUUGUCUUUAGCUUUUAUUCGAAACCCUUUCUAUCCAAGUCAACGCUGCCUUGACACCUAGCCUCUUCUUACUAAUCUAAUACCACGACCACCCUUGGCAUUAUCAACUUUCAUAGUGUCCACUACAUCUCCUUGAACCAAGGCAAGGGUUGGCCAUGGCCUUCCACGUUGUGCCCGCUUGUAUCUUUGCAAGCGGCUUUCUAGCGCUGGCCAUAUUGUCCUACUUUCACUUACAGCAGCCUCAAAGUCUUCUUUGGUAUUCACAAACCGGCGUUCUCCUACUCGUCGAAUGGAUUCUCUCAAACCUGGUUUACAGGCUUGCCUUCCACCCCCUUUCUAAGUACCCAGGACCGCUGUUCGCGGCCCUUAGCGACUGGUACACUGUUUACUGGAUCGCUGAGGGUGGUCGCCAUCUUGAGUUUGAUAAACAGCACAAGAAGUACGGGAAAUUUGUUAGAUUCGGGCCCAACCGUUUAUCUAUCAAUUCUGCACAGGCGUCUCGCGACCUGCAUAAUGUGAACUCCAACACAUUCAAGGCCGAUGCAUACAGCUCUUUCAAACGCUUCUUUGGGGCAGAAAUGUCUCUCACAACGGUAGACCACAAAGCACAUGCCUUCCGGCGUCGAGUCAACAUGACAGCCAUCACACCUACCGCAGUGAAAGAAUUCGAGGACCAAGUUACGCCUCACGUCGAUGAAUUCAUUGACAUCAUCAGCGAAGGUGUAGGGAGCAAAAAAGAAGGUGAACAUGGUUGGAGCUCGGGUAAAGAUAUGUGUUUUUACGUAUCUUUCUGUAUUGCCGAUAUCAUGGGCUCUAUGACUUUUGGUCGAACAUGGAAUGUCCAGAGAGAUCCAAAGUAUCGACAUUUCGUAAAAGAUUUGCCUAAUGGGGUUGCCGGUAUCCAUUUGGUUGGUCACAUGCAAUCAUUAUUCUUCUGCAACUUGCAUAAGCUCUUAUUCAAGCAGCUCAUUGUUGGCGUGGGAAACCUGAUGUCUGUAAGCCGAUCAUUCGCUUUGUGGCGCCUGGAGCAGACUUCUAUGCCAUAUAGAGACAUUUGGGCGGCGCUUCUCGCAUCGCGCGAUCCUAAAACCGGAGAGUCGUUUUCUACUGAAGAACUAAUAUCAGAAGCAAGUCUCUUCAUAAUUGGUGGUACAGACGGUAUGAUAACCGCAACAACGUCGACCUUAUUCUACCUCACACAUAACCCACGCACGCUCGAACGCCUAACACGUGAGAUUCGUGAGGCAUUCCCCUUGUCCCCCGAAGAUAUUGGAAAGAAAGCAUCAGAAAUCAAGUGCCCCAUUCGGUUUGCUUCUGCAGAACUGCAGAGCGUUAAAUACUUGCCCGCCUGUAUCGAUGAGGCCAUGCGUCUCUCACCCCCUGUCCCAAGCAUCUUACCACGUGUUGUUGGUCCAGGGGGGAUGGAGGUAGACGGCGAAUACUUCCCUGCUGGUGUCAACUUGGGUAUUCCGCACUACUGCAUGCACCACAGCGAAGAGAAUUUCGCCCAGCCUUUGACCUACGCACCCGAACGCUGGUUCCAUGAAGAACGCGAAAGAGGGCUUAAAGACGGUUCUGUGCCUGUGUCAGGCAAAGAGUCCGUCAAGAUGCAGCCCGCAGUGGGUCUGGCGCAUGGGUUUACUCCGUUUGGUGCUGGUCGUAGUGGAUGCAUCGGGAAACAUCUUGCCUACCAGGAAAUGUCCAUCGUUUUGGCUCGUCUCAUCUGGCUCUUUGACAUUCGUUUGGACCCCAGCAGCAACUUGGGAGAAGGUGUAGGAGACGCUAAAGAAGGGCGAGAGUGCAGGAGCGAAUUUCAGCUGUAUGAUCGCUUUGUCAGUUCACAAAACGGGCCCAUGCUGCAAUUUCGUUAUCGGGAGGAGUUGGCUGCAUAAGCAGGGGAUAUCAAGGAUCGUAGCUAUUUUCAAGUGGUUUUUUGUUUCGUCACAUUUUCUUUUUCUCCGGAAAUGUUAAGGAUGCGAACAGGAUUGGAUGGGAGAAACGUUGGCCGGCAUGCCAGCACAUGUCAUUUCACAUGUAUGCAAGUUGGGCCAAGGGAGGAAAAAAGAUCACUGGUCAACUGGGCGUAGUCUAGGUAGAUAGCAUUAGUGCUAGAAUCAUAGAGCAUCGUGCUACUACGUUGAUCAAUUACCAAUGAGCCUUGGAUACUUG